Molecule: messenger RNA, 2580 nt
Organism: Mastomys coucha (southern multimammate mouse)
Lineage: Eukaryota; Metazoa; Chordata; Mammalia; Rodentia; Muridae
Gene: Dph6
Product: diphthamine biosynthesis 6
Exons: 10
Coding region: 155-910 (251 amino acids)
Biological process (GO): protein histidyl modification to diphthamide
Molecular function (GO): diphthine-ammonia ligase activity
Source: RefSeq, a predicted model, not a curated record
GGUCCAGCCGCCACGGGACUCCGGGCCUGGCGUCUGUGGUUACCGCACGCACACACACGCUGCGCCCAGAAUGAGGGUCGCGGCCCUGAUCAGGUAACUGAUGCUAGUUGACAGUGGGUGACAGUCUAGUGGUGGGAAGGACAGCUGUUACAACAUGAUGCAGUGCAUUGCCAAGGGGCAUCAAAUUGUUGCAUUAGCAAAUCUAAGACCAGAGGAAAACCAAGUAGAGUCAGAUGAAUUGGAUAGCUAUAUGUAUCAGACAGUGGGUCACCAUGCCAUUGACUUGUAUGCUGAAGCAAUGGCUCUGCCCCUGUACCGCAGAACCAUCAGAGGAAGGAGCUUGGAGACAGGAAGAGUGUAUACCAAAUGUGAAGGUGAUGAGGUUGAAGAUCUCUAUGAACUAUUGAAACUCGUUAAGGAAAAAGAAGAAAUAGAAGGGGUAUCAGUAGGUGCUAUACUUUCUGACUAUCAACGUGUACGAGUAGAAAAUGUAUGUAAACGACUCAAUCUCCAACCUUUAGCUUACCUUUGGCAGAGAAACCAGGAAGAUUUGCUCCGAGAGAUGAUAGCUUCUAAUAUCAAGGCCAUUAUCAUCAAAGUAGCAGCUUUGGGCUUAGAUCCUGAUAAGCAUCUUGGGAAAACCCUGGUUGAAAUGGAGCCUUAUCUUUUAGAGCUUUCCAAGAAGUACGGCGUCCACGUGUGUGGAGAAGGUGGGGAAUAUGAGACAUUCACGUUGGACUGCCCACUGUUCAAGAAGAAGAUCGUUGUAGACUCUUCAGAAGCAGUCAUCCACUCAGCUGAUGCAUUCGCACCUGUGGCUUAUCUGCGACUCUCAGGCCUGCACUUGGAAGAGAAGGUGCCUUCAGUGCCUGGGGAUGAUGAAACAACUAAUUAUAUACAUAAUUCUUAACAUUUAUGCUGCAUUUUAAUAUUAUGACCUACAUUUCUUACUACAUUUUUUUACUUCAUAAAAAAUAUUGGGGCCAUUGAAUAACUGGGAGAAUUUCAGUGAACUCUUCUCUGAUAUUGCCAUUUUCUUCAACUUACUUUCUUUUUAAAAAAAUAAUUUAUGUUUUAAAUUCCUAUUAGAUUAUUAUUAUAUAACCCCACUUUCCUCAGAACCCUACAAUAUACCCCUCUUUGCUCCUUUUCCAAUUUAUGGACACCAUUUUCAUUAGUGUUGUUAUAUGUCUCUCUCUCUUUCUCCCUCCCCCCCCCCCAUGUAAAUGUAUAUGUUGGUGUGUCUCUUUCUGGUCUCUUUCUGUCUCUGCCCUCCUCUAUUUCCCUACACACACACACACACACACACACACACACACACACACACUUUCAUAAAUACAGCCUGCCCAGACUAUAUAGCAUGGCCUGUAUUGUGUUUUCAGGGUUGGCCAUUUUCUGUUGGAUAACCAAUUGGUGUGCUCUUCCCCCAUGAGCUUCCACAUCCACUUUAGCAUUUCAGUCAGUGCCCUCCUUGUUCAGCCAAUGUUUAGGGAGCCAUGUUGGUGAGACAUCAUGAGUACAGCUCCUGAGACUCCUUGGAGAAGCCAACACCCUGAUCCUCUGGCUCUCACUGGCCUCCAUCUCUGUUUUACUUUUAUGUUGUAAUAAGUCUCGUGGCCUUUGUGCCACAUGCCCCUUUAUUACUCUGAUUUCUCUCCAGCUCUCUGUCUAUCGUUUCCUUGUCACACUUUUUUCUUCCCUCUCUUCCACAUCCCAUCAUGUCUUGAAAAGAGGCAUCAGAAGAUGAAGAAGACUCUGAUCUAGACAGUCAAGCUCAUUGUAAUCAGGUGUCACCACAGUGAUUUACCUUUUUUUGUUUUUUUAUAUAUUUAUUAUUUGAAACAUUCAACAUCAUUGGAUAAUCAGAUAUAUUAUCAUAAAUGGCUUGUUAUUUUAUAAUUGAUUUUAAAGAAUUUUUAAAUAUCACUUACAUAUACCUUAUACAUUUGUUUUGUAAAAAGACUAUUUUCCAAGAAUAAUUUUAUGUUCACUUCAAAACUGAAUGGAAAAGCACAAAAUGCCCAUGUAUAUUUUCUGUCCCAUUGGAACACUGUCUGCCUCAUAUCAGCAUACUACACCAGAGAGGUGUUUUGUAACCAAUAAACCCACAUUGCUAGCUCCUUAUCAAAGGUCAGUCUUUAACCUAAGUGGUGGCUCCCCCUAGAAUUCCGGAACUUGAGAGGUUGAGGCAGGAGCAGUGUUGUGAGAUGUGGCCUGGAUUACCUUGGCUUAAAAACAAACAAAAAAGUCAAAGUCAUAGUUUGUAUAAAAUCUCACAAUUGUGGUUUUACAUUCCCUGGGAUUUAACAAGUGUUCAAAGAUGUAUAUGCAUCAUUACAGUCAUGUAACACAGUAGUUUUACUGCCUUAAGAAGCCUGUGUGCUCUACCUGUUUAUCCUCUGUCUGCUCUAGCUCUUGGCAACUACUGAUCUCUAUGCUCUCUAGUUUGGCAUUUUUCAGAAUAUCAUGUGGUAGCAAUCCUUCACUUAUUAAUAUGUGUUUGGAUCCCUCAUUUCUUGUUAUGGCUGUUUCUACUUUUUGGCAAGUAUGAAUAAAGCUGCUAUCAACAUUCAUGUACAA